Molecule: messenger RNA, 590 nt
Organism: Lecanosticta acicola
Lineage: Eukaryota; Fungi; Ascomycota; Dothideomycetes; Mycosphaerellales; Mycosphaerellaceae
Source: the annotation of a GenBank genome assembly
AUGGAUCCGGACACGCCAGAAGCAGCCCCUGUAGCCACACCAUCGAUAUGGCGCUGGGUACUGGGCUUUCUCAUGGUUGGCGCAUGUUGGGGACUAACGACCCCAUUCAUGGCUCGCGCAUCAAGACUUCGCGACAACACUCCGAAGCCGGCACGACCUAUGUUGACUGACCCGAAUGUCUCGUGGCUGCUGAAGAGGAUUUGGGGCAUCAUAUACGCUGCCUACGACCUGCUCCGGAAUCCCAGCUAUGCCAUCCCUUUGCUCUUGAACGUCACCGGCAGCGUCUGGUUCUUUCUUCUGAUCGGGCAGGCAGGUGAGGACAAUUCCCACGCAGCUUGAUGUACCUCAAUGGAACUCGGUCUAAUUACAAAUCGCCAGAAUUGAGCCUCACGGUUCCAAUCACAAAUUCGCUGGCCUUUCUGUUCACCGUCCUCGGCGAAUGGUACGCCGAGGGCAAAGUUAUCUCGCGAGGUGGGACUAAUUGCGCUGGCUGCAGCAGAAACGCUUGCUGAUUGUGCGCAGAUACCUGGAUUGGCAUGGGUCUGGUGCUUGGGGGCAUUGCUCUCUGCGUGCACUCAAAGACAUCUUGA